Molecule: messenger RNA, 705 nt
Organism: Peronospora matthiolae
Lineage: Eukaryota; Oomycota; Peronosporomycetes; Peronosporales; Peronosporaceae
Source: the annotation of a GenBank genome assembly
AUGGCUCCAGGAAGAUCGAUCUACUAUUCCAACCGUGCCCUUUGUCACUUGAAGCUCGAGAAAUGGAGCCACUGCCGAGAUGACUGUCAGUUGGCGCUAAAGUUUGAUGCGCUCAAUGCCAAAGCCAGUUACAUGCUGGGCACAAGUUACAUGCAAUUGCUGGACUUUGAUAUGGGCGUGGAAGCGCUGAUAAAGGCACUCAAAAGUGCUAAAAAGACUCAGAAAUCUGCAUCGUUCCAAAACGAUAUCGUCGCAGAGCUGAAGCGAGUCAAGAAGUGCCAGUGGCAUCACGAGCAGCAGCAGCGGAUCGCUCGCCACGUAGAGGCUAUGAGCCAAUUGCGUCGGCUCUUCGGAGACAAUCAGAAAGAUGGAGUGAUGGAUGUGGGGGCAAAUAAUGAUAAGAUUGACGCGUUGAUGGCGUAUGUGGAACACAUGGCGCAAACAUUUGAGAAAGACAUGUACCCGGGCGAGGUGCCUGACUAUUUCAUGUGUCCUAUUAGCAUGGAAGUCAUGCGUGAUCCGGUGACAACGCCUAAUGGCGUCUCAUAUGAACGACACUGUUUGGAAGAACAUUUGCGCUUAAAUGGAACGAUAGAUCCGUUGACGCGCAAGAAACUAACACACGAUAUGUUUCGGCCUAAUACAUCGCUACGCGCUGCAAUUCAAGAUUACCUGGACAAGAACGCGUGGGCUUACGAACAUUAG